AUGGACAUUUCGGAGCUGCACAAGCUGGCGUUCCUGAGGGUGAAGCAGAUGGAGCCGCAGAACGCCGGCAAGAUCCUCGGCUGCAUCCUCCUCCGGGAGCCCGACGACGACGAGAUGGUGCAGCUCGCCUACGGCAACGACGCCGCGGUGCACGCCAAGAUCAGCGACGCCAAGGCCACGCUCGCCGCCAUCUACGCGCGCUGCUCCGCGCACCACCACCACCACCACCACCACCAGAUGGGCGCCGCUGCCGCGCACAGGGCCUCCGCCGCCGCCGGGUACCACCCGGCCGGCGCGCGCCACCACUUCGCCCCGGCGGCCACAGCCGCCGCCUUCGGCUUCCACUACUGGCCGGAGCACGCGGCGCCAGUGCCCAAGGCGCAGCAGGCGGAGGACUUCUCGCUCGUGGACGCCGCGGCCGCGGCUGCCGAGGGCCACUACGCAUUGAUGCCGCAGCAGCAGCAGAACCACAACGGCCUCGUCGACGACCACCAGCACAACUACGCAGCCGCCGCCGGAGGGUACUACUACGCCGCCGCCGAGGACGCGUUCCACAAUGGCGGCGCCGGCGCCGGCGCCGGCGGGGGCCUGCCGCCGAGGGCCGCGGCCAGGCGCGCGAACGGCCUGUCGACGCGGCGCCCCUGUCACUACUUCACCAAGGGCAAGUGCAAGAACGGCCAGAACUGCCACUACUCGCACCACCACCACCACCAGGUCUACUCCGCCACUGACGGGUUCGCCGACGACGGCCACCAAAGCGGUGGCGGCGGCACCACACCCGGCGCGCUGGAGAAGCUGGAGCUGGAGAUCAUCGAGCUGCUCAACUCGCGGCACGGCCAGCCGCUGUCCAUCGCGUCCCUGCCCACGCUCUACGGCGAGAGGUAUGGUCCGGUGCGUGACGUGAGGAUCCCAUGCCAGGAGAGGCGUAUGUUUGGUUUUGUGAGCUUCCAGAACCCGGAGACGGUGAGCACCAUUCUCAUGAGGCGCAACCCACAUUUCAUCUGUGGAUCAAGGGUCCUUGUUAAACCCUACAGAGAGAAAUCCAAGUGCAUCGAACGGACGUGCGUGGACAAGAUGAAGCCGAUGCAGUACUACCCUACCCGCUUUGUCGAGAUUGAUGAUCAUCCCAAACUUUUAUCCAGGAUGGUGAGAAAGCAACUAGCAGAGAAGUGGGAGAGGAUGAUCGAGCUCGAGAGGAAGCGCUUCACGGGUGCAGUCAGGCUCGACUCGUCGCCGCAGCAAUAUGCCUACUUCGAUUGCAGCAUUGGGGACGAUGGUGUGAAUCCCCUCAAUUGCCUCCCGGCAUCAGAUUCCAAAGACGAUGUCGACCAGCUGAUGGACCAUCCCCUCAUGACGCCAGAUUCCUUGGAAAUGGUCUCCACGAGCCAAGCUCCCCAAACACAGUCAAGCAACAACUACGAUGACAAAGAGAGCAAUCAGAUCGAACUCCUCCCAGAAAGUCCAUUCGCAACAGCCGUGCUGGGUGGAAACAACAUAUCCACAAUCAUGUAA
This is a messenger RNA of Miscanthus lutarioriparius, 1512 nucleotides long. The record is from the annotation of a GenBank genome assembly. Lineage: Eukaryota; Viridiplantae; Streptophyta; Magnoliopsida; Poales; Poaceae.